GGAAGAAACCAUUAUUCGUGUAGUUCUAUAGUUAUCGAUCCUUAAAUUCUAUAGUAGUGAGAAAAAAACAUGGCAUCAAUCAUCAAGGUGUUAUCAUUUUUUCUAGUCGUUGCAUUCCUAGUAGAAGGAGGUACGGCCUAUAACUGUAAGACAUCAGAUAUAAUACUCAGACAAAAUCCUACUGGAAGAUCAGGACCAAAAGGUGCAGAAUACAGUGUUGAGGUAGUCAAUAAUUGUGCUUGUUCUCAGUUUAACUUGAUUGUUGCAUGUCAUGGAUUCAACUCUAACACACAUGUUGAUCAAAGAUGGCUUAAACCAGUCGGAGGUGGAAAUUGUAUAGUAAACAGCGGAUAUGCUAUUAUUAGGGGAUUCAAUAUUGGUUUCUUCUACGUUGGUCCAACUAAGUUUUCCUUAACUCCCAAGAAGUCUGACGUUAGAUGUCCUUGAAUAAAAUUUCCUUGUUAAAUUUUGAUUUUUCACAUGUAUUUCGUGAUCGUAUUUUUACAAUCAUAUAAUAAAGAGAUAUAAUCAUAAA
Papaver somniferum (opium poppy) is the source of this 535-nucleotide messenger RNA. RefSeq lists its product as uncharacterized. Bases 70 to 447 code for a protein of 125 amino acids. The record is from RefSeq and is a predicted model, not a curated record. The transcript has 2 exons. Gene Ontology annotation, biological process: cell fate determination. NCBI's taxonomy places the organism in Eukaryota, Viridiplantae, Streptophyta, Magnoliopsida, Ranunculales, Papaveraceae.